AUGAAUUCGUUCUCGGAAUCUGGUGCUGGUGAACCGGAGCAAGAUGCUAAUUCAGCGCUUAUUGAGUUGGAUAAAGUAAGAUUCCCCCGCCUGUUCGAAAAGUACCCUUUCCCAAUCCUAAUAAACUCAGCGUUGCUAAAACUCGCGGACGUAUUCCGCUUAGGCAGUAACUUUCUGCGAGUAUGGGUGCUCCGAGUCUGCCAGCAAAGCGAGAAGCACUUAGACAAAAUCCUAAACGUGGACGAGUUCGUGCGUCGUAUAUACAGCGUGAUCCACUCAAACGACCCAGUAGCCCGAGCACUGACCCUCCGCACUUUGGGCAGCGCAGCAGGAAUAAUCCCCGAGCGUCAGCAAGUGCACCACAGUAUCCGGAAAUCCCUGGACUCUCACGACUCAGUAGAAGUAGAGGCAGCAAUCUACGCAGCGCGGAUGUUUGCAGCUCAAUCAAAGCUCUUCGCAGUCUCAAUGUGCAGCAAGAUCUCGGACAUGAUCCGGGGGCAAGCGACUCCGGCUUCAAUGAAGCUCCAACUAAUUCCAAUAUUACAGUACAUGCACCACGACACUUCCACAGCCUCGAUGGUCAACGAAUUAUGCAUGGAACUACUCGUGAGUUACCCCGCAGUAGAGUUUGUCCGCGUAACACUUAGCGCAAUGAGCACUCUAGCCUCAGCGACGUUGAUAGACGUUCCCAACCAAGUAGCUCUUCUCCUAAAAUACCUCCGAGACGACCCGCGAUUGUCAGUGAAGCGCCACGCACUGAGACUUCUCCUAGACUUAGCCAAGCGCGGAGCUCACCUCUGGCCUCGCGGAGCGCUGGACAAUUUAGUAGACAGCACAACGCGCCUUCCUCAAGACAAUAGCGAAAGUACUGAUUUACUUUUAAGGACUCUGGACGUAAUUGAAGUGCUAAGUAGAAACGCCGUUACCUGUGACGGCAAUAAAGACGAAAAUAGUCCAUUGUCAUCAAUGUGCAUUGACGCGUGUUACUCCCACGACCCUCUAAUCGCCGUAAAAGCUGUAAUGAUUCUCUCAAGAAUCGCCUGCUACUGCUACGAAGAAAAUCUUCCAGUCAGCAACAUUCAGCACACAAUAUCCUGCCUAGAAUCUUUGAUAGUCCUUCUAGGCACCGAGGACAAGUACGUCCACCAUUUGAAAAUGUGCCUAGCUUCGACUGUAAAACUCUGCCAUGCUCACUUUAACCACGCUCCGAUAUUCGUCGACGUAAUAGGAUCCACGCUGAUGAAUUCCAGCUCGGAGUACUCCAACAGCGGCAAGCUGAGCGCAGUUUUGUGCGAAGCUCUCGGAGCUAUUGGUAGUCUGGGCAACAAUGUCCUGCUGCCGCUUUUGCCAGACAUCCUGGAGAAAUUAAAGCACAUGACUGACGCUCACACCAAAGUAAUGCUCUGUACGUUGCUUUUUCAGGUAGUCGCUGGAGGGUAUGAGUGGAAUGAAGAGUGUCUCAAAGCUAUAAGGACCGCUACGAAGACAGUCGACGGCUGGGCUAAGUAUCGCAUUGCUCGGGGAGCUGCUAGGUAUGGGCAUCAUGGUAUCGCCUCUGAAAUUUUUAAGAAUUUGAAGGAAGCUGUCGCUUCAGAGCAGCUGCAUUUUUGGCUUUCGGGUUUGGAAUUACUGACUAGUGCUGAGAGCUACUUGACCAGCAAUCAGGAUGAAAGUAAUGCUGAAAGCAAAGCUAGGAUUACUGAUAAAUUAAACGGAGCGAUAUCUAGGUACGCUAGUGCUUGUGCGAGUCUUAAGGCAGCUAGCACUCCGUUGAAAAGUCUACAGUUUGCUUGUGAGUAUGCUAAAUUAAGGUGUGAAUUUUUGCAGGCGCUCGCGCAAUUAGUUCACUCUUGCAGGAGCUUGUGUACUUCUCCACCGCCUGCUAUUGCAAUGUCGAUUGUUGUGCUGACUAAAGAUGACUUUCAGAGGUAUGGAAGAGUCACUUAUCAGCUGAGAAAAUCUGCGCAGGACUUCCGUAAUUGCGCUGAUAAUUAUCAGAAGUUAUAUCAGUCGGCUUUUGAUGCCGAUCAUGGAUCUUUAAAUAAUAUUCGGGCGUUGAAAGAAAUUUGCUUGUUGAUGGCGACUAGUGUUGAUAGAGUUUGCUCGCCGUUUAAUUCUGCGACUAAUCAGAGGAGUGAAUCUGAAUUUAGCUUUGGAGACUCGGUGGAGAUGAGGCAGUUGGCCAGGUGCUGCGUUGAGGUCCGGAGACUAGGUCCGACUUGGCAAGUCCAGGAAAAAGAGGAAGCUAUCAGUCAUUCAAGGAUAGAAUCGUUGAUAUCACAAGUGAUGCUAUUAGCUGGAGGGAAAAUACGCCUGCCUAUGCCGCGAUACUUCUUCCAAGCUCUUCAAGCUACUGUUGUUAAAUUGUCCGUCUCUCCGCAGCCCAGAGUCCUUGGAGAGCCUGUCUGUGUUCCUCAGGGCUCGCAAUUGGCUUUGAAGAUUGAAGGUGUUUUAAGACACGGCAAGCGCUCUUCAUUAUUCAGGUCAGUCGCCGCGGUUUGUAUUUCUAUUUCGACGACUCCGCCGUCGAAAAUUAGCGCCGAUUCCAAAAACGGAGCCGCUCAUGAGACAAAUGGCAAUGAGCUUCAGCAGACUGUUACUCCGCAUCGAGAUUUCUUCGCUUGUGAAUUUUUAUUGUCUCUUGGAAGUUCUGGGGCUGGAGCUGGGAACAAUUGCGCCGGACCUGUUCCGGGUACUUCGACGGCGGGAACUAGUUCCAGUGGGACUCAGUUCCAGGUCACUGCUAGUGCUAGUAUUUUGGACAAGGAUGGAAAUGUGUGGAAGUGCGGGCCUAGGUCUACUUUACAAGUGAGAGUUCAUGAAGAUCAGACUAAGCGGAAACUCCCGUAG
Molecule: messenger RNA, 2850 nt
Organism: Cotesia congregata
Lineage: Eukaryota; Metazoa; Arthropoda; Insecta; Hymenoptera; Braconidae
Source: the annotation of a GenBank genome assembly